Messenger RNA from Suillus paluster, 597 nucleotides. RefSeq lists its product as uncharacterized. Lineage: Eukaryota; Fungi; Basidiomycota; Agaricomycetes; Boletales; Suillaceae. Gene Ontology annotation, molecular function: phosphatidylserine decarboxylase activity. The transcript has 2 exons. Gene Ontology annotation, biological process: phospholipid biosynthetic process. Bases 1 to 597 code for a protein of 198 amino acids. The record is from RefSeq and is a predicted model, not a curated record.
AUGUAUGCGCAGUCCGAUUUGCUUCUUUCGAAAUCUGGCGCUCUACCUAGAUACACAACCUCAACGCUUUUGCAAUUUCUCAACGAAGCAAUUGCUGAGGCACCUCAGUGCCUGCCGGAUAAUGACCCUGUCGGCAUUCCUAUGUACGCGAUCUUGAAGCAAUUUGUGGAGAAACCCAAGGUCAAUGCGCAGAUUCAGAAGAUCUUCAGAGUCUGGACGAGGUUCCUCGUCUCCCCUUCAUCGCGCAAAACCCUCACCACUGAUAUGGACGAGUGGUUUGGCCCGCACGGGUCGCAGCUGAUGCCCGAUUUCGUGCAAGAUUUCGCUUGCGCCAACAGACAAUCUGGUCGUUGGCGAUUGGGAGAGGUUUCGACGUGUGAGAUCACGGUCUCGAAAAACGACAGGGUCAGGAAGGGGGAUGAGAUCGGCAUGUUCCACUUCGGAGGCUCUACUCAUUGCCUCAUCUUCAGCCCUGAUGUCAACCUCCACUUCGUCAACGCCCUUGGGGGUGAUCUCCUCCCAGACGACAAGCUCGUCAUCAAUACUAAACUCGCGGAAGUGAUUACCGGCGAGUCGUUCCACUGCGGUCAGCAUUGA